AUGUCAUCCUUCUUUGGACUCUCCAAGACGCGCACGUUCAAGCCCAAGCGCAACAUCCCCGAGGGCACCAAGCAGUAUCAGCUCAAGCGGUAUGCCGAGGCUACGCUGGGGAGCGGCAACCUGCGACUGGCGGUGGUGCUGCCCGAGGGUGAGGACCUCAACGAGUGGUUCGCCGUCAACACGGUCGACUUUUUCAACCACAUCAACAUGCUCUACGGCACCAUCACCGAGUUCUGCACGCCGUCGGAAUGUCCGGUCAUGUGCGCCGGAUCGCGCUUCGAGUACCACUGGCAGGACGCCAAUUCGGCACUCUACCGACGCCCCACCAAGAUGUCUGCGCCCGAAUACGUCGACUGCCUCAUGAACUGGGUGCAGUCGCAGCUCGACGACGAGUCGCUCUUCCCCAGCAAAGUGGGCGUCGCUUUCCCCAACAACUUUGCUGCCGUGGUCAAGUCGAUCCUACGACGCCUCUUCCGCGUGUAUGCGCACAUCUACAACCACCACUUUGCCCAGGUGUGUGCGUUGAGCAUCGAGGCCCACCUCAACACCUCCUACCGCCACUUUUUGCUCUUCAUCACCGAGUUCCACCUCGUAGAGCCUCGAGAACUCGCCCCGCUCGUCGAGCUCAACGACGCCAUCCUCGGCGAGGCGUGA
Molecule: messenger RNA, 654 nt
Organism: Moesziomyces antarcticus
Lineage: Eukaryota; Fungi; Basidiomycota; Ustilaginomycetes; Ustilaginales; Ustilaginaceae
Product: mob1/phocein
Exons: 1
Coding region: 1-654 (217 amino acids)
Biological process (GO): signal transduction; positive regulation of protein phosphorylation; cell division
Cellular component (GO): cytoplasm; nucleus
Molecular function (GO): protein kinase activator activity
Source: RefSeq, a predicted model, not a curated record